Messenger RNA from Monoraphidium neglectum, 1407 nucleotides. RefSeq lists its product as hypothetical. The coding region runs from base 1 to 1407 and encodes 468 amino acids. NCBI's taxonomy places the organism in Eukaryota, Viridiplantae, Chlorophyta, Chlorophyceae, Sphaeropleales, Selenastraceae. The record is from RefSeq and is a predicted model, not a curated record. The transcript has 5 exons.
AUGCACUGGAAUCUGCUCCGCAAGAGCCACCUGUGGCGCGUGCUGUACGCCAACCCGGCGUUCCUGGAGACGGCCGGCCUGGGCGCGGAGGACGCGGCGGAGCUGUCGCUGCGCAACGUGCUGGUGCCGCUGGGGCGCCGCACCGUCUUCUGGCGCGGCCUGCAGGUCAUGGCCAUCACGCGCCGCGCGUUUGGCGUGGAGCGCGUGAAGCUCCGCGGCAGCGCCGACGCCGACGGCAUCUUCACGCUCACCUUCCGCCCAGCUUCUCACGACCACGUCGACGCGGACGCGCUGCCCGUCGGCUGCCCGCUGGGCGUCGCACUGCGCGGCUCCGGCGGCGGCGACAGUGGUGGUGGUGAUGUUGAUGGCGGCGGCGGCGGCGACGGCGGGUGCCUUGAGGGGCAGCAGCUGUACUUGGUGUCGCUGCAGCGCGUGGACGAGGACUGGGGGGCAGCGCUGGCGGACGACUGGCCGGGGCAGGGGGCCGCGGGGCAGCCGCGGGCGCCGCGGCGGCUGGCGGAGGAGGGGGAGGAGAGGCAGAAGCGGAGGGACAGCGGGCGGCAGGAGCAGCAGCAGGAGCAGCAGGGGGAGUGGGGGCAGUGGCGGCGGGACGGGGCAGACGGGCAGCAGGCGGAGGGGCGGGAGCAGCCCCUAGUGACGUGGGUGCCGGCGGCCGGCGAUGAGCCGCCCUCAAUAAACAGCGGCUCUUCUCUGGACAGCGGCCCCCCACACAGCCCCCGCGCGCCCCCCAAGCGCCGCAGCAGCCUGGGCGGCGGCCACGGCCACGGCUGCGCGCGCGGCCCCUUCGGGCAGCUCGCGGCGGCGCCGGAGCUGCCCGGCCUCGUCCUGCGGCAGCUGCUCGGCAGCUGCGCGCAGGGCCGGGUCUACCUGGCCGACCAGGACGGCGGCGGGCCGGUGGCGGUCAAAGUCGUUGACCUCGCGUCGCUGCAGCCGGCGCGCGUCGGGCGCGUGCAGCUGCAGCAGCUGCGGCAGGAGCUCGAGGCGGGCAUAUCAAUAGAGCACCCGAAUGUGGUGCGGACGCUCGCGGCGGCGCUGGUCGGCACGACCGCGGCGGACAGCCGCGUGAGGGGGGAGCUGCAGGCGUUGACCGGGGAGAUGUGGGCCCAGGUGGUGAGGGAUGACGCGGAGGAGGAGGCGCGGUUCAUCAACAGGAUGAUGGGCCGCCUGCCGCCGGCGACGGACUCGGGGCGCGGCGCGUGCGGCACGAGCGUCGGGGACGGCCCGCCGGGCGGCGGCGGGGGCGGCGGCGAGGGCCCCACGGCUGGCGGCUUCGCGGCAGAGGGGAGGGCGGGCGGCGCGGCAGGGGCGUCGGGGGCGGCGACGGGGGAUCUCAGCGCAGGCGGCCGAGUCGCCUUCCAGCGCAGCGCCCGCAGUGCCGGCGGCUGA